Messenger RNA from Chironomus riparius, 2759 nucleotides. NCBI's taxonomy places the organism in Eukaryota, Metazoa, Arthropoda, Insecta, Diptera, Chironomidae. The record is from the annotation of a GenBank genome assembly.
GUGACACAGCAUAACAUUGUGUCUAUUAAAUUUUUGGAAUCAAUUGGCACCCAUCAGAGCAAAGUGAAAAUAACAUUCCGCAAAAGUGUGCUUAAAAAUAAUUUGGUUUAGUUUCAAAUAACAAAUGAGAAUUCAUUCAUAGUUUUGGCAAGAGCUUCAUUGUAGUAUUUUUCCGAUAUAACAACGAUACAGCUUAAAAAAGGGUUGUUGAUUGAUUUGUUCCACUUCAAAAUUUUUUGCCUAACGAAAGAAAUAAUAAAAAUAAUUUGAGUAAGGGAACCCCCAACCGGUAGUGACAUAGGAAAGGAAUCGUAAUAUUGUAUCGAUUUGUUAGUAAAGGCGAAAUAAUUUACGAUGAGAUUUGCUGGUAAUUUAUCAAAAAUGUUAAAUAAUAAUGUUAACAGCGAUAAGACAACCAACUGUGAUAACUCUUGCGAUCUAUCUGACUCGACGAUUGAAUCAGUAGCUGAGACAACAAAUAUCAAUAACAACAGUAUGAUGAGUGAUAAUUUCAGUAAUUGGAACAUUAGUGCACGUCACGAUAUUGGAAAUGGAUUAAUGAAACUCAAUAAAAAAGCUUUCACUGUUUUAUGCGAGCCUGAAAGUGAAAAUAAUGAAAAUCGUGAAUUUCGUCAAGUUCCAACAGCUAGACCACCAGUGUCAAUUUGGAUUCUAAAUUGUCGGUAUGAUUGCAUAACAAGAGUUGCAAAAUCAUUAGGAUACAAAAUUGUACGUCCAAAUAAUAUUCAAGUACCAAACAAAUCUCUUGUUGAAUUCAAUUAUGAAUUAAGAUUGGCGAAUUCUCGAAAGCAAGAAAAUGAUAUGUGGAAUUUAUGUUGGACCGACUCACUUGUUGCUGUGGACUUUUGUCGCGAGAUGAGAAGAUUUCAGAAGAUUAAUCAUUUUCCAGGAAUGUUUGAAAUAUGUCGCAAAGACUUGCUUGCGAGAAACUUGAAUCGCAUGUUGAAACUUUUUCCAAAUGACUAUAACAUUUUUCCAAAAUCUUGGUGUUUUCCUGCUGAUCUGGGUGAUGCAAUUCAGUACAGCCGUCAAUAUAAAAAUAAAACAUUUAUUAUAAAGCCAGAUCAAGGAUCGCAAGGUCGAGGCAUUUGGUUGACAAAGAAUUUAAAGGAAGUAAAAAUCAAUGAAAGAAUGAUAUGUCAAGUUUAUCUCAAUAAGCCAUUACUAAUCGAUGGCUAUAAAUUUGAUCUUCGUGUAUACUGUCUCAUUACAUCUUUAGAUCCACUCCGAAUAUUCGUUUAUAAUGAAGGAUUAGCAAGAUUUGCAACCACGAAAUAUCGUGAGCCAUCUGAUUAUAAUUCCGGAAAUAUGUUUAUGCAUUUAACAAAUUAUUCUGUAAAUAAGCAUAGUAGGAUGUAUUCAACGGAUGAUGAAGUUGGCACUAAAAGGAAAAUCUCAACCCUUAAUCGAAUUUUGGCGAAUGAAGGGUAUGACGUCGCUGAAUUGUGGGCAAAUAUUGAUGAUGUCAUUAUCAAAACUGUGCUAAGUGCACUGCCAAUGUUAAAACAUAAUUAUAAUGCAUGUUUUCCAUCUCACGAUAUGGUACAAGCGUGCUUCGAAUUACUAGGAAUGGAUAUAAUGAUUGAUUCAAAAAUGCGACCUUUCAUCUUAGAAGUUAAUCAUUCGCCAAGUUUUCAUACUAAUGAGCAGGUUGACAAGGAGGUCAAGGAAACAUUGAUUCGAGAUACUUUUGUGAUAUUGAAUCUUACACAGGAUAUUAGAAAGAAGGUUCUUGAAGAAGACCGAAAACGUAUACGUGAUCGUUUGUUGCAAAGGAUAAAGGAUGCAAAAGACGCUAAUAAUAAUGCAGUUAAUAAAGAAGAUGAUGAUGAUUCUCAAUCGGAUGUGUACCUUGAUAAGCAUAAUAGUUGGUCGCAGCAAAUAGCAUGGGAAGAUACACAUCUCGGUGGAUUUCGACGAAUAAUGCCAUGUUAUAAUGAGUAUACUCGUUAUCAAAAGUUUUAUGUUCAACAAAAUCAAUUGUCAGUUUAUUCGGAAACGGCAGCAAGUAAGAGGAGAGAAGAAUGUGCAAAGCAGCAAAGAAUUGAAUUGGAGGAGAAAUUCAAGCACAAUCAAGCCAUUUUGAGACAUUUCCGGUAUUCAAAAACUUUAGGUGAAGGAGAUGAGACUGUGAGGAAGAAAAAGGCAAAGAAGAAUAAAAGAAAUUAUUUCAAGCCUGACGAUGUAGUUGAGCAUGAUGAACGAGAACGAUUUGCAUCUAUGGCACAACGUGAAUAUCUUGUCAAAAGUGUAGGGUUGUUGCAAAAUAUAUACGUCAAUUUCCAUAAAGCAAAUCUAAUAACAGACUCUGAUCGUCGGAAGUAUAAAGAUCUCUUUGCUAAAACAAUAGCUAAUGAAAUGUCCAAUAGUCUGCCUGUUUUGGGAUCUCUGCCUCCAGCUCAAUCAAAAAAUUCCAAGUUUAAUAAAUCGUCAUUACCGAUUUCAAUGCCAACAAAUUUAAAUACUUUGAUCGAGAAUGAAACUGCCACAAACUCCACAAAUUCAAGUACCAAUGCACAAAGUAGUAACGAAAUUUCUUGUAUAAUGGGCAAUUUGAUAAAUUGCUCUGAAGUUCCCGUUGUUAUUCGACCACAAUUGCCAUGUUUAGCACCCAGCAAGGCACAUGGCGGAACCAAUAAAGCUCAACUCGCUAGACAAGUUACAAAUGUUAUCAGAAGGCACAAUAUAGAAGCGAGGCAACAAAUUACAGACAAGAUUAUCUAGGAUUAAUUUUUAUG